Messenger RNA from Caenorhabditis remanei, 507 nucleotides. RefSeq lists its product as uncharacterized. Bases 1 to 507 code for a protein of 168 amino acids. The record is from RefSeq and is a predicted model, not a curated record. NCBI's taxonomy places the organism in Eukaryota, Metazoa, Nematoda, Chromadorea, Rhabditida, Rhabditidae. The transcript is spliced from 3 exons.
AUGAUUUUCUGUUUCAUUCUGAUUUUUCUUCUUCCGCAUCAAUUGCUUACUGUAGAGUGGAGCAAUGGAACUCUUUCCAGAUGGAAAAGAGUUCAGAAGUCGAGAGUUACAAUUGUAGACCCAAGUUUGGUCACAGGACCAAACAGUCUUCUCAAUCUAGCGGAGUUGACUACUAGAAACUUAGAAGAGUACAUCGGAGAAAUGGAUCAUCCAACAACUACAGAGAAAGCCCUUGAGUUUGUGGCGACGUAUGGAUUGCUCGCAAACGAACGCGAGUGUGAACAGGACUGGUGUAGCCAGUACAUGUCUCUGGUCAAGGCUUCUUUUUCCGUUUCCUCCGUCUCCUGCUGCUGGUAUUCGGCUGCUUUUAUUGUCUCCUCUCCCUUCUCCUCAAAUAUGGAAACCGAGCGCAUCGAACAGUCACCUUUGAUGGUUAGAAAGUUCGCUGAUGUUACUGGGUACCGGUACUCAUACAUUUUCAGCCACUCAUCAUUAAUUGUAACCUAA